GCAUAUAUAUACCGAAAAUGCCAACCAGGCAAUGAAGGUCACGAGGCACGAACAUUACGGUCCCCUCUCUCUUUCAGGUUCCAGAAAUCAAUUUCCAGUCCCUUCUUACAUUUGAUGCUGAGGAAUUUAAGCUUGUGAUUAUGGAUCAAGUGGUCAAGAGGGAAAAUGAAGAGGAGGAGAAGGCUGAACCGAUGGAAACGGCGUCGUGCGAGGAGGUGGAAGACGUAAUUCUGGCGGAGCUGUCCAGGUCUUCCAAGCUCAAGCCCAGGCCCUCUUCCUCCACGGGCAAUCAAAAGAAGCCAAUGGAUAAAAAGGAAACGCUCUCGAGCAUCAAGAAAGGGCGUUCGGAUUCGAUGAUGAAGCAUGCUGUAACGAGUCAGGCAAUGAAGACAAUGAUAAGCUCUAUGAAAGGUAAAGCUGCGGUUGAUGGACUUGGUGGAGCCAGGUCAUCAGCACUGAUUCAAGCUCAGGAAGUUCGGUCGAAUCUUCCUCCUGAAUACCCUAGCUUUGUGAAAUCUUUGGUCAGAUCACAUGUUGCUGGUUGUUUUUGGAUGGGGCUUCCCGGGGCGUUUUGUAAGGCAUACUUACCAAAUAAAGACACUACAGUCAUUUUGGAAGAUGAAUGUGGAAAACAAUAUGAGUUGAAAUACAUUGCAUACAAGACUGGAUUGAGUGCUGGUUGGAGACAGUUUUCUGCUGCACACAAAUUGCUCGAGGGAGAUGUUUUGAUCUUCCAAUUAGUUGAACCUACCAAAUUUAAGGUUUACAUAAUAAGGCCAAAUGUUUUAACUGAAGUGGAUGGGGCUCUUUUGCUCCUAAAUUUGGAUGCUCAGACAAAACAAAGUUGUGCAGGUUCCAGUAAUACAAAGAGGAAACGGCCAAAGCCUCAUCAUUUUGGUCUCUUUGAAAAGAAGAAAAAGAUUGGCCUGCCAAGAUCUGUUACUAAACUUGGACAGCCAGCAGAACAAUCUGAAAACGAUAGUGAGGAGGUUGGUUCGGAGGUUUUGGAAGGCUAUAAGUUGUCUGAGCUAGCUAUCCAGUUCAAAGACAUCAAAAGUUUUCAGAAUUUCAGGAUUCUAGUAGAUGGAAUUCCUAUGGAUUCUGAGUUCUCUGAGGAUAUUCGGAAGAAAUACUACAAGCUCUGCUAUAGUCAGAAAGCAUUUAUUCAUGACGGUCUAGUCAGCGGCAUCAAUUUUGCGUUGAUUGUUGGGAUUAUUUUUGAGACUGUUAAUAUUGCGGAUGCCAUAAAAGCUAGCAAGCUUACAACCUCGCGGGAGGAGUUUUCUGCUUGGGACAAGACUUUGCAAGCCUUCGAGCAUUUGGGCAUGAAUGUAAGGUUCUUACGCUCCCGGCUCAGACGGAUUGUAAGCCUUGCCUAUGAAUCAGAAGGUGCCACAAAUGCAAGGAGGUACUUAGAAGCUAGAACUGAACGAGGUCGCACAGAAGACGAAAUAAGCAAUAUUGAAGCAAAACUAGUGGAAUUAAAGGAAGCCUGUUAUGGAUUUGGUUCCUAUAUUGAUAGCCUGAAGUCGAAAGCUGAAAGCUACGACCUCAAGUUCCAGGUAGAGGCUACCGCUCGAUGGUGACAUUGUCCAUGUUAAGUGCCAAAUGAUCUGUGACAAGGAGCUUUAGAUACAGGCAAUAGUUGAACGCCAUGUGGAGGAGGAUCUUUACUGGCUAGCAAUUGCCUCAACCAUUUUUAUGAUACUUCUAUUCUCCCAUGUGUAACAGUAGCGGCUUAUCAUGAGCAAAUUAAUUACUGCUUUACCGUUGAAACUGGAAAAAGUAUCUAAUAUGUUAAAUUCCAGGAAAAGUGCCGAAACUCUGGCCUUGAAUU
This is a messenger RNA of Alnus glutinosa, 1837 nucleotides long. RefSeq names its product B3 domain-containing protein Os01g0234100-like. The coding region runs from base 141 to 1586 and encodes 481 amino acids. The record is from RefSeq and is a predicted model, not a curated record. Gene Ontology annotation, molecular function: DNA binding. The transcript has 8 exons. NCBI's taxonomy places the organism in Eukaryota, Viridiplantae, Streptophyta, Magnoliopsida, Fagales, Betulaceae.